AUGCCCUGCCCCGCCGCCCCAGCCCUGCUGCCGCUCGCCCUGCCUCCGCCCGGCCUCAGCCAGCCCGGCUGCCGCUGCUGGCCCUGCCCCGUGAGGGGGGCUGGCUGCUUCACUCUUUUUCCGGCGCGCGCGCUGGCGACUGCUGUGCACGCCGCGGAGCUGCUCUUGGCCGCCAGGCGGCCCAGGCGGCGCCAUGGCAUGGCCCCGGCGCGGCGGGGCGUCCUGGCGGCCGCGAUGGGGCCGCUCGGCCGCCGCGGCGGCGCAGAGUACAUCGGCGACGGCGAUGAGGCCUCCGGGCCGCCCGGGGCUGUCAGCCGCGUGCCGCCCCGGGCGAGGCUGUUCAAGACAGGGAUCCUGCCCACCAUCUCGUUCGGCACGGAGACGCAGGGUAUCACCCCGAGGGAGCUGCUGCCCAUCCGUCGAGCAGCGGCCGGCGGCUUGCCCCGCGCCGGCUGUGGCGCGCAGCUGCGGCUCGCUGGCCGCGGAGGCGUGCUCGCGGCAGCCGGCCCCGAGGCUCGCGGAGCUGUUCGUUGCUGGGGGGGGAGGUCUACGGCUUCUCCGCGGGCGAGAGCGCUGAGGUGUGGAGCAACACCAGGGGCGAGUGGCUGCCCUGCCUAA
Molecule: messenger RNA, 618 nt
Organism: Prorocentrum cordatum
Lineage: Eukaryota; Dinophyceae; Prorocentrales; Prorocentraceae
Source: the annotation of a GenBank genome assembly